Nicotiana attenuata is the source of this 2556-nucleotide messenger RNA. RefSeq names its product zinc finger BED domain-containing protein RICESLEEPER 1-like. Gene Ontology annotation, molecular function: protein dimerization activity; DNA binding. The transcript is spliced from 6 exons. Bases 1 to 2556 code for a protein of 851 amino acids. The record is from RefSeq and is a predicted model, not a curated record. NCBI's taxonomy places the organism in Eukaryota, Viridiplantae, Streptophyta, Magnoliopsida, Solanales, Solanaceae.
AUGGCCAGUCAGGGUCAACUUAAUGCCUCUGCCGAGACUGGAUGCCUUUUUGCAUGUUUGCUUGUAUCAAAUGAGAACCCUAUGGAAAACGAGGCAGAGACAGUGAAUGAACUUCAAAUGGUUGAAAAAGUUGGUGAAAGUAAUGCUUCAACUGAUUCAACAACCAACAACAGUGCAUCUGAACCUGGUUCGAAGAAAAGAAAAAUGGUUAAAGAAAGAUCAAUGGCUUGGCGCUACUUCGACAAGUUCACUGAUGCCGAGGGUGUGAAAAAAGCAAGAUGCAAGUUUUGUUCGGAAGAAUAUGUAGCUGAUACCAAGCAUAGCGGCACAAGCAAUUUGUUAUUGCAUAUUUCCAAAUGUCCGACCAAUCCCUACAAGGCAGAAGGUAGCCAGACAACAUUAGGUUUUCAACCGCAAGGUCUAACAGGUGAUGUUUCAGUUAUCCCUUGGAAAUUUGAUCAAGAGGCAUGUAGGAGGGCUUUAGCUCGUAUGAUUAUUAAAGAUGAACUUCCCUUUAUUUCUGUUGAAAAAGAUGGAUUUAGAGGCUUUGUGAGAACUCUUCAACCUUUAUUUCAUAUUCCAUCUCGUACUACUAUGACUAGGGAUUGUCUUGAGAUGUACCAUGAAGAGAGACUUGCUUUGAAGUAUAUUCUUAAUGAAUCAAAACAGAGAAUAUGCAUUACUACUGAUACAUGGACUUCAAUUCAAAGAAUUAAUUAUAUGUGUGUUACAGCCCAUUACAUUGACAAUAAUUGGAAAUUGCAUAAAAGGAUUCUGAAUUUUUGUCCAAUUACUAGUCAUAAAGGUCAAGAUUUAGCUAGUGGUAUUGCUAAGUGUUUACUUGAAUGGGGAGUGGAUAAAGUAUUUACUGUGACAGUUGAUAAUGCGAGUUCUAAUGAUGUGAUGGUUAGAGAGUUAUCCAAGCAAUUUACUAGAUGGAACACUAACUUGAUGGAAGGUAAGCAUGUUCAUGUGAGAUGUAUGGCUCACAUCAUCAAUCUAGUUGUUCAAGAUGGGUUGAGAGAUGGGAGUGUGUCUGUUGAACGAAUAAGACAAGCUGUUAGGUACAUAAGACAAUCUCCCGCAAGAUGGAAAAAGUUUAAAGAAUGUUGUGAUCUUGAUAGGAUAACUUCUAAAAAAUCAUUGUGCUUGGGUGUUCCUACUAGGUGGAACUCCACAUAUUUGAUGUUGAAGGUUGCUACAGUUUAUGAGGAAGCCAUUACAAAGUAUUGUGAUAUUGAUUAUGGUUUGAUGUCAUGUAUUUCUAACUGCAUUUGUGAGGAUGGACAACCUACAGGUCCACUUUUAAGUAGUGAUUGGGAUAGUGUAAGACGUAUUGUGAAGUUUCUGGAAAUUUUUUAUGAACUCACCUUGAAAGUAUCAGGUACACUUUAUAUUACGUCUAAUGUGCACUUUCUUGAAAUAUGUGUUGUUGAUUCUUCUUUGAAAGAGUUGAUGCAAAAUGAAGAUGCUUUCUUGAGAGAAAUGGCAAAGAAUAUGAAAGAGAAAUUUGACAAGUAUUGGGGGGAUCCACAUAAGAUGAACAAAAUGAUUUUUAUCUCAUGUGUGCUUGAUCCACGCCAUAAGUUUAAUACUCUUUCAUUUGCGCUUAGUGCUAUGUUUGGAGAAACAGUAGGUUUGAAAAUACAAGAGGAUGUGAAAACAUACAUGGAUACUUUGUUUAAUGUGUAUGCAAUGAAAAAUGGUGGUUCUGGUUCAUGUCCAUCUUCUCCAUCUUCUCCAUCUUCUGGUCCAUCUUCUCCAUCUUCUUCAUCAUUGCUCUCAAAAUUCAUGCUAGAUUUAAAGAAGCAUAAGAAAUGUGGCGGAGUUGAUUCUAAAACGGAGUUAGAUAAAUAUUUGGGUGAAGAUGUUGAGGAAGAUCAUGAAAAGUUUAACAUUCUGGGGUGGUGGAAGUUGAACUCACCAAGAUUUCCCACUCUUGCUGAGAUGGCACGUGAUGUGCUAGCCAUUCCGAUUUCUAGUGUUGCCUCAGAAUCAGCCUUUAGCACCGGCGGACGCAUACUUGAUCCAUUUAGGAGUUCAUUGACUCCUAGAUUGGUUCAAGCUCUUGUGUGUGUCCAAGAUUGGCUUCGGAAUGAAUCAACAACUCCGGUUAAAAUUGAAGAAGAUUUAGAUAAUCUUGAACAACUUGAAGCUGAGAGCCUUGCAUUGUCGACAUAUAGUGAUUUCCCAUUUGUUGUACAAGCUCAGAUUUUUAACUUGUCUCACAGUCCUACUGAGAAUCUGAGAUUGAGAGCUACAUUUGGCCUGGUUGCUGGUUGUGUUGCUGGAUUAUUGUGGUUUUGUUUGGAGAUGAAUGGUGUUUACUGUCCAGUAAUAUUUGUGUGGAGAACUGGAGAUGAAUGGAGUUUUGUUUGCAUUCUGAAAAUGCUCUUUGAUUCUAGAGUUUCUGUUGGGAGCGAUAUCCACAUUAUACUGGAACAAGCAGACAAAAUCUCGGGCCAAAUCUUCCCACACAUGCCAAUGAGUUAUUUCUUGAUCGAUGUACCACUCGGAAGCAAUUUCGAUGAGAUUUUCUCCAAAAUAAGCCAUUAA